AAAAGCCCAAAGCUGCCUUGGACUGCAGUAGCCCGGCAUCCGCCGACGCACCGUGUGUACCGUGAGCAACCCCUCGUGGCCUGCCAUGGUACGCUGACAACGGUGUUAGGCAACCACUCCCGCGCCACCGAGUGAUUCCGCGGAAUUAAUGUGUCAAGUAUGAGGACACUAAUUGGUAAGAUCAUGACUCUGGAGCAAUAAAUAUCCUCGGAGCUUGAGAAAGUAGAAUAAGUGAAGGUGGCGAUACUUGUUUAGUGUUAACCAACCCGUUAUAAAGUAGUCGUGCUAAUUGUCAGAUCAGACAAAUGUGCUUAGUCGAUCUGCUUAGUGUUAGAUAAAAUAUGUGAAGAGCCCUGAGGGCUGUUUUGUGGUGUGCUCCGAGGACUACCAAGUUUAAGAUACAAAAUAACAAAAUAAAUACUGUUAUGAUGAUGCGGGGGAACAGGAAGAGGAUUAAUCAGAUGUCGGGCGUUUGACGUUCGUUAUAACUAAAAUUAGGAAUAAAUAUCGACGAGUGUUAAGAAGCAUCAGCCGCAACCACUGCCCCCGUUCACCAAGAUGGCGGACGAAAAAGACCAGACGUUUUUAGAGAAGCUGCUGUUCUACACAACCGCGUUCUUCAUCCUCCUUGGCACCUUCAGCCUCUUCGCCUUCCUCUUCUUGGUCCCCUUCGUCAUCGACCCCGCCUUCACCACGAUCUUUAUGGAUUUUGACACACGACCGGCCGAGUGUGUCACCAUAGAUGUUGAGUCACGUAGAGGUGCUAGCAACUGCUCGUGGACCUCGUGUAGAGAAGGUUGUACCAAGGAACUUUACGAUUGUACGCAAAUACGCGUUAAUUACAAACUACCAGUUAAUGAAACUCAGUUAGAUGGGACCGACAGGGAGGGCAGGGCGGGAGGAGGUGUCGAGGGCGACGAGGCCGGGUACAAGUCGAGAUAUGAACGUUCACCGAGGGAUUACAAUAAUUACAUCGAGGAUUUUGACGACGAGUUUGAUGAAGAUGAUAUUGAUAAUAGACUGCCAAAACCUUUUCCUACAGGUCUGAUGGGCAACGAUUCCGAGUGGUAUUUCACUGGUGCUAAAUUAUUUCCCAAUGUAAAAGGCUGUGGAUACCCUCCAAUACUCAAUUGCAGUAUUUUUUACAAACAGUACACUAAAAUAGGACAUAAUUUUAGUUGUUACUAUUCUAAAAUAGAUCCUGGGAUCGUAUUGAGUGACCUUGAUAUGUGGCAGGUUUAUAUGAACCUAGUGCUUGCGAUGGCAAUACCAAUACCGUCUUUCAUUAUUUCGGUGAUAUAUCUCACCUUCGCCUACUUCAAAAUUUACAACGAAGACGAACAGAAUUUGGUGGACAAAAACAGCGAGGGAGGCGAUAGCGGCGUGGUGGGUGACAAUGAGAAUGCCACGCCGUUUCCGCCCACGAGUGGUGCCGUCACCCCCGGAAGCGAGGCCUUCAGAGAAGACCUCGCGAGUUUCGGGCACCAGCUAAAGGUCGCGAUGGCUGACGAGGUCAGCAGAGAGAGUCUUGAUGGGAUACCCAACUCUGUUUCUACUCAGGGGAACUUGAGCAAGAUGAUGACGACGAGUAUCUUAACUCCGGUUGGGCCGACAGCGGCAGUUUGAAACGACAAUUUCAAGGAUUGAACAACAUUUCAUGGAAGCCCAAAUAGAUAAAAAAAAAAAAAGUAUAUACAAUACAAUACAAUAAAAAGCAGCCGAUUCAAAUCCGCGGACAGUGAAGAGGAUCAACAAAAUACUUGGCACAAGUAUAAUUUAUUGUUUCCUUUGUACGAAGAUACUUAUCGCGGUGAUAAAGAUUUAAUCGGAAACCACUUUAUUGUAUUCUACACAUUACGGAGUGAACCAGAAAAAAACUUAACUUCUGUAUCGGGGAAAUAAAAAGAUUUAGCGCAUAUAAUAAAAAUAAUAAUAAGUUAUCCUCCGUUAUCUGUCUGUUAAUCAUACGGGUAAAUAUGAGAAACAUAUUGGACUUUCAACGAAUUUUUUCAAAGUUAUGAACGAUUACAAUAAAGACAAGGUGAUAUUCGUUGAGUUUGAGGAGUUAAAUAGGAUUUGACGUUAAUAAUUGUUUAAAUAAAUAAAAUCAACUCUGGUUCACUCUGAUAUUAAAUUUUAUAAGAGUGUAUGAUUUGCAGUACUGAAAAUCACAUUUAAUAAAUGCUAUAUAAAAAAUAAAAUCUAAAUAAUUAAGUGCAUAAAUGAUAAAUAAUGUUAAAAAUUAUUAAAUAAAAAAAUUUAAUAAUUCGCUUGUUGUGGGAUCAUAUGCAUUCAUUCAGCGUUGCAUCUUAGUAUCAGAUAGGUAAUAAAUUUAUCAAUUAAAAAUCGCUCCACGCCAACAAAAUUUAUGGAUAAUUAAAUUUAAAUAAAUAAAACAAUAUAUAAGACUAAAAAAAAAUUAACGGCAAAUAUUGAUGUAAUGCUCAUUACUUGAAACAUUAAAAAAAAAACAGUCCAUUAUUUUAUUUUAUUUAAUUAUUCUGAUGCAAAAAAAAGUAAACAAAUUACCUAAUUGACUUUCCCAGCCGUCCAAUUAAUUAAUCAGGCUGUCAUUUUUAAAUCACUCGUGUACAUUUGUGUGAUUUGGUAAAAUUAAUACGCGUAAAUGUUUUUUAUUUUUAUUU
Molecule: messenger RNA, 2645 nt
Organism: Cotesia glomerata
Lineage: Eukaryota; Metazoa; Arthropoda; Insecta; Hymenoptera; Braconidae
Gene: tipE
Product: protein tipE
Exons: 7
Coding region: 559-1626 (355 amino acids)
Biological process (GO): regulation of sodium ion transport
Molecular function (GO): sodium channel regulator activity
Source: RefSeq, a predicted model, not a curated record